UGUCAUCUCUCUGUUAUCCAGUGUUUCAGGGGUACAGCGACAAGUCAACAAAAACAGGAUGCACAUCAUUCUGGCUCUGCUUUAUCUGUCUCUCAUGGUGGCUCCUGAGUGCUCCACUCUUCCCACCAAGGGAAACUCCACGAGGCACAUGAACAGCAUAAUAAACAUUGCUCAGAUAACGCUCAUCCACAUUAAGAAACUAAGGGCAAAGCUGCCGGUGGCUCCACAUAUAGAAGUCACCACUCCUUCCAUUGAGGGACUGACUGGUAUCAGCCGUGACCUCGGCCUCUUGGAUAAUGACCUGCAGAGCCCCGUCUUAGAGCUCCUGAGCCAGAUCCAGACUGAUGUGUCCAGCUUGGAGGGACGGGUGCGCUCCUUCGCCCUAACUAUGGACUGUCCCAUUCAGGCCAGACCAAGACUAGAGACCAGUCCCGCCAGUUUGUACCCGGACAGCUACCUUUACCUGAUGCUGACGAAGGUGGAGAGCUACAUGGAGAACCUUGUUCUCAACAAGGACAAACUCAAGGUCUGCUGACAAAUCCACACUUGUCACUUAGACACUCAGUCUCGCCAUAUAUUUGCACAAAUAGCUCAGUGUGUGUAAUUUGCCUUUGCAUGUAUCAUUAUCCAAUAUUUUUCUACUUGUACAUAUUUUUCUGUGAAUGGACUCGUGUCCCAGUAAUGAAAAGCAUGCAAACUAUUUUUUUAACUAACAUUUUUGCAUGUGAUGCAAGCAGCUAUUCAGGCACAUAUUUUAAUGUUUGACAGAGUAUUUGAGCUGUAGUGUGUAUACAGACAGUAGAGCUAUGUAUGAGUGGAAUUACAUUUCAGUAACUUUAAUAUCUUAAAAAAUUUAUAGCUGUGCGAGCAGAUUAAAUCACUGAAGAGUCAUGGUGGGAAAACUGAUUAGCUGCAUUUGAGAUGAUAGAGAUGUUAGGACUGCAACAAAUGAUUAUUUUCAUUGUUGAUUAAUCUGUCGAUUAUUUAAUUGUCUCAGAUGUCAUCCUCAAACGUCUUGCUUUGUCCACAACCGAAACAUAUUCAGAUUACUGAUAUAAAAGAAGUUGGAUUCAGAGAAUUUUAACCUUUGUCCCUAAAAAAUGACUGAUACUGAUGGAAUCCAUUAUCAAAAUAGCUGGCAAUUAAUGUAAUAGUAGAUCAUUUUUGCAGCUCUUGUGGGUGUAAAACUACCUAUGUACAGGAUGGUUGUGAAGGCUGCUUGCAGUAAAUAAAACUAACAAGGCUGCAAGGUUUUGAAAUUAUAUUGCAAGGGAAUGAAUGAGAAAGUGUGCGGGAUAUUUUCAGUACGGAAUACUAUUUGAUGAAUGUAUAAUGUGCACUCUUUAGUGUAAUAUUCUAUGGAGCAGAAACAUUAAGCUUACGGUCUCGAGGAUGUGAGAUAUUUUAGCUAAAACGCUUUGAUAAUAAGCUUUGCAAUAAAGAUGUUGUAA
Amphiprion ocellaris (clown anemonefish) is the source of this 1451-nucleotide messenger RNA. RefSeq names its product leptin-B-like. The record is from RefSeq and is a predicted model, not a curated record. NCBI's taxonomy places the organism in Eukaryota, Metazoa, Chordata, Actinopteri, Pomacentridae. The transcript is spliced from 3 exons. The coding region runs from base 59 to 535 and encodes 158 amino acids.